AUGGCGAAACGAGUAGCUGGGAAAAAGCAUAUUAAACAUAGUCCACAAACUAAACUUCAAACGGAAACGCAAUUUGCUUCAACGUUUCUAGUAAAAUCGAGUACAUCAUAUGUAUCGGCUGUGAAACGAAUUACGAAACAGCUAUCGAAAUUCUCAAGGACAUUGGGUCCUAGAAAAUUUCAAAAUGAUCAAUAUAAGAAGACACAGUAUGUAGUAGUAAAAGGGAUGGGUAAGACUAUUGAGAAAUGUUUAAAACUAGCUAUGAAUUUUCAAAAUUUGAAUUACCGGGUAGAUAUUAUUACUGGCAGUGUUGAAGUGCUUGAUGAAUUUAGAAGAGUAGAGAAAUCUGAAGAAGAAGAAGAAGAAGAAGAGGAGGAGGAGGAGGAGAAGAAGGAGACAGAGUACCGAAAACGGAUGGUUAGUUCGGUUGAAGUACGUAUUUGGUUAAAAAGAGAAUAA
Molecule: messenger RNA, 459 nt
Organism: Lodderomyces oxycetoniae
Lineage: Eukaryota; Fungi; Ascomycota; Pichiomycetes; Serinales; Debaryomycetaceae
Product: ribonuclease P/MRP protein subunit
Exons: 1
Coding region: 1-459 (152 amino acids)
Biological process (GO): intronic box C/D snoRNA processing; tRNA 5'-leader removal; nuclear-transcribed mRNA catabolic process, RNase MRP-dependent
Cellular component (GO): nucleolar ribonuclease P complex; ribonuclease MRP complex
Molecular function (GO): ribonuclease MRP activity; RNA binding; ribonuclease P activity
Source: RefSeq, a predicted model, not a curated record